UUGUCCAUUUUCAGCCCAGCAUUUUUAGAGUGUAAAAUAAAAUAAGUUUAAGUUGAAUAACUGCAGCUAAAUAGAAAUAUUAAAAAAAACAAGACGCAUAACAAAAUUUGUAAAAUGAAGUGAAAAUAUAAAAAUAAAAGCUAAUUUAAAAAUAUUAACACUAAAACAACACGUAAGUGUUAGGGUUUUUUUUUUUUUUUUUUUUUUUUUUUUUUUAAUGGGGGGGUCACUGCAUCCAUUUCUUUUUCCCUACAAAUACUGACUGACUGAAACUGAAUCAUGAGUUCUCCAUAAAAAUGUUUCUCAGCUACAAACUUUAAAAACAAGCAGUGAUAUCAGCUCAAACAUCAGUUCAUCUGAAGGAACGCCGUACACUUCUGUCAUCCCGGGAAUGUGAGGAGAUGAAUCUGUUGUAGAAGAGUUGAAUCCAUUGAUUGAGGAGAAUUUCCUCAGGGCUUUUCUUGGCAUUAGAGCAACACACGGCCCCUGUGAGUCAGGUGACGGCCACGGGACGGCCCCAGUAAUCCUGCCAAAAGAGCGUAUAAAUCCAGAGCUGUGGGAAUGAGCAUGUAAUGUGUGGAAGGACAGCAUUAUACGCGUAUAACUGCAUGUAAUCCUUAAAAACACAUUGAUUCAGUGUGUUUGUGGUCAGUAAUGAGCCGCGGCAUCUGAGGGAGACACGGAUAAACUGCAGAAGAUAUUCCAGACAUGAGGAGAUCCGCUGUGUUGGCUCUGAUCUGCUGUAUGGGAUGGAUUGAGCUGACGGAGGCUCAGUUUCCUCGCGUCUGCUGCACCGUGGAGGGAAUCCGGUCCAAGGAAUGCUGUCCUGCGCUGGGACCAGACCCGGAAAACCUGUGCGGAAUUCUAUCUGGCCGGGGAAACUGCAGUGACGUUCACGUGGACUCCAAACCCUGGGGAGGACCAUACAGACUGAGGAACGUGGACGACCGGGAAAACUGGCCAACGAAAUUUUUCAACCGGACCUGCCGAUGCUUUGGUAACUUUGCAGGUUAUAACUGCGGCGAGUGUAAGUUCGGCUGGACGGGGCCGAACUGUGAUCAGCGUAAAGCUCCCAUCGUGAGGAAGGACAUUCACUCUCUGAGCGCCGCAGAGCUGCAGGAGUUCCUCAGUGUUCUGGAUCGGGCCAAAACCAGCGUCCACCCGGAGUACGUGAUCGCCACUCAGCACUGGCUCGGCCUGCUGGGGCCCAACGGCACCGAGCCGCAGUUCAGCAACAUCUCCAUAUACGACCUGUUCGUCUGGCAGCACUACUACUCUGUCCGAGACACGCUACUAGGUCCAGGACGUCCGUUCAAAGCCAUCGACUUUUCCCACAAGGGUCCGGCGUUCAUCACCUGGCACAGAUAUCACCUGCUCAGCCUGGAGAGAGAACUACAGAAACUCACCGGUAACGAGAACUUCGCUGUGCCGUACUGGAAGUUCGCGACGGGCCGGGCGGAGUGUGACGUCUGCACUGACGCUCUGCUGGGAGGACGAGACCCCGGGGACCCGUCCCGCAUCAGCCCCGGCUCCAGGUUCUCCCGCUGGUCCGUGGUGUGUGACAGUCUGGAUGAAUAUAAUCGUCUGGUGACCCUGUGUAACGGCACUAGCGAGGGAUCCCUGCGCAGGGGACUCCUGCAGAGCACUAAUGUGACGUUACCGAGCAUGAACGACGUCAGGAGCUGCCUAAACCUGCCAGACUUCGACAGUCCGCCGUACUUCACCAACUCCUCCUUCAGCUUCAGGAACGCUCUGGAAGGAUACGAGCGGCCGGACGGUGAGCUGGACGCUUCAGUGUCGAACCUGCACAACCUGGUGCAUCAGUUCCUCAGCGGCACCAGCGCUCUGUCCCACUCCGCCGCCAACGACCCCAUCUUCCUGGUGCUUCACGCAUUCACCGAUGCCAUAUUUGAGGAAUGGAUGAGACGUUCCCGUGAAAACGCCAGCUUUCCAGAUGAGAUGGCCCCUAUCGGACACAACCGGCAUUAUAACAUGGUUCCCUUUUUCCCACCUGUGACCAAUGAGGAGAUCUACAUCGCAUCCGAACAGCUGGGAUAUUCCUACGCCAUUGACCUUGAAGAGACGGACAGCGGACCGACCGUGUUUGUUCUGGGAGGAACACUGGGAGGAAUCUUCCUCGGGCUUCUGCUGCUGCUCCUGUUCCUUCAGCGGAGGAGAAGACGCCAGUUCCAGCCGCUCCUGAACGCAGAGUUCACCAACACAAAAUACACCGAGGAAGCUUGACCACAUCAUCACAGAUCACGGGUCUGUCCCAAAUCCCGACAGGCAGAGUAAAAACUCCAUGAUGAUGAUUAAAACGCAGUAAAUCACAAACUGAUGGUUAUUCAAAUAAGAGAAGAGCAAUGAUUUUAUCUGCUGAAUUAUAUCAGCUGCCAUGAAAUGAAAUAGAAAGCACUGAGAUGUCUCUAUACACUUCAAAAGUGUGGGGUUUGUAUUUUUUAAAGAAAUUAAUCAUUUUAUUCAUCAAGGACGCAUUAAACUGAUCAAAAGUGACAGUAAAGACAUUUAUAAUGUUACAAAAGAUUCUAUUUCAAAUAAAUGCUGAACUUUCUAUUCAUCAAAGAAUCCUGAAAAAUAAAAUGGAUCACAGUUUCCACAAAAAUCUGAACUGUUUUCAACAUUGAUAAUAAUCAUAAAUGUUUCUUGAGCAUCAAAUCAUCAUAUCAGAAUGAUUUCUGAAGGAUCAUGUGACACUGAAGACUGGAGUAAUGAUGCUGAAAAUUCAGCUUUGAUCACAGGAAUAAAUUACACUUUACUAUAUAUUCACAUAGAAAACAGCUGAUUUACAUUGGAAUAAUAUUUCACUGUUUUACUGUAUUUUUGAUCACAUAAAUGCAGUCCUGGAAAGCAGAAGAGAGUAAACGACCCCAAACA
Ctenopharyngodon idella (grass carp) is the source of this 2895-nucleotide messenger RNA. It is a transcript of the gene dct, whose product is annotated as dopachrome tautomerase. Gene Ontology annotation, molecular function: dopachrome isomerase activity; oxidoreductase activity. The transcript has 8 exons. The record is from RefSeq and is a predicted model, not a curated record. Gene Ontology annotation, cellular component: melanosome. Gene Ontology annotation, biological process: melanin biosynthetic process from tyrosine; ventricular zone neuroblast division; positive regulation of neuroblast proliferation. Bases 709 to 2244 code for a protein of 511 amino acids. Lineage: Eukaryota; Metazoa; Chordata; Actinopteri; Cypriniformes; Xenocyprididae.